This is a messenger RNA of Saxophila tyrrhenica, 717 nucleotides long. RefSeq lists its product as uncharacterized. NCBI's taxonomy places the organism in Eukaryota, Fungi, Ascomycota, Dothideomycetes, Mycosphaerellales, Extremaceae. The record is from RefSeq and is a predicted model, not a curated record. The transcript has a single exon. Gene Ontology annotation, molecular function: RNA binding; DNA binding. Gene Ontology annotation, biological process: regulation of gene expression; maturation of 5.8S rRNA. Gene Ontology annotation, cellular component: exosome (RNase complex); nucleolus. The coding region runs from base 1 to 717 and encodes 238 amino acids.
AUGGACGACACAGACCUGCAGCCUCUCCUAGAGGAUCUCACAGGCAACAUCGAUGACCUGGAAGAAACACUGGCACCAUUGCUCAAAACCGCACUGUCACAAAGCACAAGUAAACUGCCAUUACUCGACAAAGCCAAAGCCUACGUGCUCGCAACCUACGCAAUCGAGUCAAUUCUCUUCUCGAGUCUACGGCUCAACGGCGUAGACGCGAAGUCGCAUCCCGUCUUCCAGGAGCUGGCGCGAGUGAAGGAGUAUUUCGCGAAGAUCAAGACUGCAGAGAAUGGCGGGAGCAAGCCGACGUCGACGCUGAACAAGGAUGCUGCGGGUCGGUUCGUGAAGCAUGGACUGGCUGGGAACCAGAAGUACGAUCGAGAACGAGCGUAUCGAAUGGCACAGCAGAAGGCUGGUGCGAAGAGGAAGUUGGAGGAGAUGGGGACAGGUACGCAUACGAGGUUCGAUGGGUCGGCGAAGAAAGUCAAGGCUGAAGAAGCUGGCGCGGGUGCUGAGGAGGAGGACGAGGUCAGCGAGGAAGAGGGUGGCGUGAAGAUUGGAGACGUGGGAAAUGCUCCGAAACCGCAGAAGAAGCCGAAGAGUUCGAAGGAAGCCCUGAACUCUUUGGCGAGCAGUUCGGCGGAGAAGUCAAAGACUAAGUCGAGGAAACGUCACAAGAAGAGCAAUAAGCAGUUGGAGGAGAGGAGGGCUGCUGAGAUGAAGUGA